AUGGGCACUAGGGAUGAUGCAAGGGUAGUCCAUGUCUCUGUGGAGGAUCAAUCGGCUGUUCUUGUUGAGGACGUGCACGACUGGCUGCGAAUCAUUGGCGACGUUGAGGAAACAAAGGUGCAGUACGACACGGCGCGGAGGUGCCCCUUUUACUGGGUGCGGUUUAAGCACGCUUCCGCGGCGCAGCUCGCGGUCAACUAUCUUGACGGGGAAAAACUGAAGAACCACGUCAUUCACAUUUCUUCGAAUGUCUACGCCAAGCGACUACCUGCGGAGGUCAAUGCGGAGGAUCUUGCACUUGCUAAGAGGGCGGAGGGGGAGCAGCAGGUGGUGGCAAACCCAAAUAUGCCGUUGAAUCAUCAAAUGCCUCCUGAUCUGCGGAUGGACACGCUGCUUGUCGACAGCAUACCCGCGCUGCUGUCGACUGCCGCAAAGGACAGUGAGCACCACGGCCUUGUUCGGCAACUGCGGCAGCUACAAGAGUCGUACUGCCACGUCCAGGAGGCGAUUCGAGAGGCUGAAGGGUGCAUUCAAAAAACAGAUGAGGAGGUUGGGCAACUGCUUCGAGGCAGUGAGGCAUCAUCCGGCUCUGUGGGAACUGGCAGCUGUGAGAAGGUGCAGGGCGUCAGAGUCACAGAGUUUACGCGAAGCAGACGAAUUAGUAAUGCUGUCCAAAUACCCAUGACGCUUCUUGACCCAGCAGGCUUAAUUGUGAGGUUUACCCGGCACAUUGGGCCCGUGACGGAUUACUCUUUCAGCGUCUCUCUGGAUGGACGAUCAUUUAGAACGAUUGUGGAAUUUUUUCACGAGGAUGACGCGGUUCAUGCAUUACAGCUUUUGAAGAGGGACGGGAGUGGUGGGGCUGCAAUUCCUGCUGCCAAACGUCCCCGCUUGGAACGUGACGCCGAAGAGGCACUGUCUCCUUUAUGUGCGUUUGACUGGGGUGAGGAUGCUUCGGUGGACGCGCUCCGUCCACUUGAUCUCGCCAUUUGUUGCCACGCCGCACACCUUCAGGCCACGCAUGCUCUUCAACGGUGCUUACAGCCAGCGGCUUCGAGUCGUCACUCGGGUUGUGUUGGAUGA
Trypanosoma rangeli is the source of this 1083-nucleotide messenger RNA. RefSeq lists its product as uncharacterized. Lineage: Eukaryota; Euglenozoa; Kinetoplastea; Trypanosomatida; Trypanosomatidae. The record is from RefSeq and is a predicted model, not a curated record. The transcript has a single exon. Gene Ontology annotation, molecular function: RNA binding. Bases 1 to 1083 code for a protein of 360 amino acids.